Messenger RNA from Penicillium argentinense, 3357 nucleotides. RefSeq names its product bifunctional cytochrome P450/NADPH--P450 reductase. The record is from RefSeq and is a predicted model, not a curated record. Gene Ontology annotation, molecular function: iron ion binding; heme binding; flavin adenine dinucleotide binding. The transcript has 4 exons. Gene Ontology annotation, cellular component: cytosol. Lineage: Eukaryota; Fungi; Ascomycota; Eurotiomycetes; Eurotiales; Aspergillaceae. The coding region runs from base 1 to 3357 and encodes 1118 amino acids.
AUGUCGACCAAGGAGGUCCCCAUCCCGGGCCCCAAAGGGGUGCCUCUGCUAGGCAACAUUUAUGACAUCGAGCAAGAAGUCCCGCUCAACAGUAUCGAGCUGCUGGCCGACAAUUACGGCCCCAUCUACCGCCUCACGACCUUCGGCUUCGCCCGCGUCUUCGUCAGCUCCCACGAGCUCGUCGACGAAGUCUGCAACGAAGAGCGCUUCUCCAAAGUCGUCACAGCCGGCUUGAAAGAAAUCCGCAACGGCACCCACGAUGGCCUCUUCACAGCCAACUACCCGGGCGAAGAAAACUGGGCGAUCGCCCACCGCGUUCUCGUCCCCGCAUUCGGCCCGCUGAUGAUUCGCGGCAUGUUCGACGAGAUGUAUGAUAUCGCCACCCAGCUCGUUAUGAAAUGGGCUCGGCAGGGUCCCAAUGCGGCGAUUACCGUUACAGACGACUUCACUCGUCUCACCCUCGACACAAUUGCGCUUUGCUCGAUGGGGACGAGGUUCAACUCCUUCUACCAUGAUGAGAUGCAUCCGUUUGUCGAGGCGAUGGUGAGCCUUUUGUCUGGGUCGGGAAAUCGGGCGAGGAGGCCUGGUUUGCUGAAUAGUUUGCCGACGAGUGAGAACGCCAAGUAUUGGAACGAUAUUACGUAUCUGCGGAACCUCUCGCAGGAGUUGAUUGAUGCGCGCAAGAAUAAUCCGGAGGAUAAGAAGGAUUUGUUGAAUGCGUUGAUCCUGGGUCGGGAUCCGCAGACUGGUAAGGGGAUGACCGAUGAGUCGAUUGUGGAUAACAUGAUUACUUUCUUGAUUGCUGGACAUGAGACGACAUCCGGCAUGCUCUCAUUCUUGUUCUACUACCUGCUCAAAACACCCCAUGCCUAUAAGAAGGCCCAAGAAGAAGUCGACCAGGUCUUCGGCCGACGCAAGAUCACCGUCGAGGACAUGUCGAAGUUGCCAUAUAUCACUGCUGUCAUGCGUGAGACACUCCGACUGAAGCCAACUGCUCCGUUGAUCGCGGUCCACCCACAUCCCGAAAAGACCAAGGAUGAGCCCGUCACUCUAGGAGGCGGCAAGUAUGUCCUGCAAAAGGACGAACCCGUAGUCCUGAUGCUGGGCAAGAUGCAACGCGAUCCGAAGGUGUACGGCCCUGACGCCGACGAAUUCCGACCCGAGCGCAUGCUGGACGAGAACUUUGACAAGCUCCCCAAGAACGCCUGGAAGCCCUUCGGUAACGGUAUGCGCGGGUGCAUCGGUCGUCCGUUCGCAUGGCAGGAGGCAUUGCUGGUCGUUGCAAUCCUGCUGCAGAACUUCAACUUCCAGAUGGAUAAUCCCAGCUACGACCUGCGCAUCAAGCAGACUCUCACCAUCAAGCCGAAGGACUUCUAUAUCAAGGCUUCUCUGCGCAAUGGUCUUGAUCCGACCAAGCUGAGCACGUCCCUGAGUGGCACGCCAGAUGGGGCUCAGAAUAAGAACAUCGCUGAUCGUACAAGAAAGCCCAAGGUUGCACCUGCCGAUGGCAAGAUGAAGCCCAUGCACAUUUUCUACGGAAGUAACACGGGCACCUGUGAGGCGUUUGCUCGGCGACUGGCAGAUGAUGCGAUCGGGUAUGGGUUUGAGGCGAAGACUGCUUCUCUGGACUCGGCGACGCAGAAUAUCCCCAAGGAAGAACCGGUUGUGUUUAUUACGGCUUCUUAUGAAGGACAACCGCCAGAUAAUGCGGCUCACUUUUUCGAGUGGUUGAGCAAGCUCGAGGGCAACAGCUUAGAGGGAACUAAUUACGCAGUGUUUGGCUGUGGUCAUCAUGACUGGGCGGCAACCUUCCACCGUAUCCCCAAGGCUGUCAACGAACUUGUCAAGCAGAACGGAGGAAACCGCCUCUGCGACCUCGGCCUGUGUGAUGCCGCCAACUCGGACAUGUUCACCGAUUUCGAUGGCUGGGGCGAGACCUCCUUCUGGCCCGCCCUCACAGCCAAGUAUGGUGGCGGUCAGGACAAGACUACCAAGCCCAAGUCUUCUCUCCAGGUUGACGUUAGCUCGGGCAUGCGUGCCUCCACUCUCGGCCUCCAACUCGAAGAAGGCUUCGUCGUCGAGAACAAGCUUCUCACCAAGGAUGGCGUGCCCGCAAAGCGUCUCCUUCGCUUCAAGCUGCCAACCGACAUGACCUACCAAUGCGGUGACUAUCUCGCCGUCCUACCCGUCAACCCAAGCCCUGUGGUCCGUCGUGCAAUCCGCCGCUUCGAUCUCCCCUGGGACGCGGUCCUGCGCAUCCAAAAGCCCUCCAAGGGCUCCUCGGCUCCGCCAUCCAUCCCUCUCGACACGCCUAUCUCAGCUUUCGAACUCCUCUCCACCUACGUCGAGCUCUCCCAGCCAGCCUCCAAGCGCGAUCUCAGUGUCCUAGCUGACGCCGCCAUCUCGGAUGCCGAGACUCAGGCCGAACUGCGGUACAUUGCCUCCAGUCCUAGCCGCUUCACCUCAGAGAUCGUUCGCAAGCACGUCAGUCCACUGGAACUGCUGAUGCGCUACCCAGCCAUCAAGCUCCCGAUCGGCGACUUCCUCGCCAUGCUCCCACCCAUGCGCGUCCGCCAAUACUCCAUCUCCUCCUCUCCCCUCUCCGACCCCUCCGAAUGCUCAAUUACCUUCUCCGUCCUCAGCGCGCCUGCCCUCUCUGGCCCCACCGAGCCAGGCAGCGAAACGCCAGAAGAGUAUCUGGGCGUCGCCUCAAACUACCUGUCCGAACUCCAACCCGGCGAACGCGCACACAUCACUGUCCGCCCCUCCAACUCCGGCUUCAAGCCCCCAUCCGACCUCCAAACACCCAUGAUCAUGGCCUGCGCCGGAAGUGGCCUCGCGCCCUUCCGCGGUUUCGUAAUGGACCGUGUGCAGCGCAUCCGUGGCCGCCGCAGCUCCAUUUCCGACGACGACGUUCCCGCAUCGGAGCAGCCCGCCAAGGCAAUUCUGUAUAUUGGCUGUCGCACCAAGAACGUCGACGACAUCCACGCCGCAGAGCUGGCCGAGUGGGCCGAAUCAGGUGCCGUGGAAGUCCGCUGGGCCUACAGUCGUCCCACAGAGGGAAAGGGCCACCAUGUCCAGGAUCUUAUGCUGGAAGAUAAGGACGAGCUGGUUGCGCUAAUGGAGCAGGGGGCGCGCAUCUAUGUGUGCGGUAGUACCGGUGUGGGUGGUGCGGUGCGGGAGUCCUGUAAGAAGAUCUAUUUGGAGCGUCGGGCUGAGAAGCUUGCGAGGGCGAAGAAUGGUGAGGAACUGGGUGCGUUUGCGGAGGAGGCGGAGCUUGAUGAGGAUACUGCUGCUAAUAGGUUCUUUGAGAAGUUGCGGACGAAGGAGAGGUAUGCUACGGAUGUUUUCACGUAG